Molecule: messenger RNA, 2216 nt
Organism: Gallus gallus (chicken)
Lineage: Eukaryota; Metazoa; Chordata; Aves; Galliformes; Phasianidae
Gene: TSSK6L
Product: testis-specific serine/threonine-protein kinase 6-like
Exons: 1
Coding region: 967-1797 (276 amino acids)
Biological process (GO): peptidyl-serine phosphorylation; protein autophosphorylation; autophagosome organization
Cellular component (GO): autophagosome; cytoplasm
Molecular function (GO): protein serine/threonine kinase activity; ATP binding
Source: RefSeq, a predicted model, not a curated record
GGUCCCUUCCAACCCAAACCAUUCUGUGAUUUUUUGAUUUUCAUUGGCCUUUGGUCGAGGCUUAAUUCUUUUCAAAACCUAUUUGCUUAAUGAAAUACAUCUUCAAAAAUAAAAAAUGUCCUUUGGCUUUGCAUGGCUAUUUUGUGGCCCUAAGCUUCUUUUUAGUUAGAAAGAAAAUGCAUGCUCCACAGGAAGGCGAAGCUCCUUGAGCAGCACAAAGCAGACAUGGCUGUUCUUGAGAACUAGGAAAGCUGCCAGCAGAGGAAGGAGCCACUCCUGGUGAACCCCAGCUUACAGCAAGAGAAUGCCUCGCUGUUAUCGUUUUUAUCAUUUUUUGAUAAAAUCAGGGGAGCACAACUCAAAGAAGUUCAAAAAGCUGUUUCUUCUGAAAGACCAGGCUCCCCAUCCACACCAUGCCAACUUGGAAAGCCCACCUUGAAAAACCACUUCCUGCACUGUCAUAAUCAAAAACUAAAUAUUGACAUCCAGCCAUGGUGGUCUGUAAUUAGAGGUGGUACAUAUCACUCUCUGGUGCCAUUCUGUGUAGUUCUGAUUUUAAUACAACCAGUAUUCUGCAGAAAAUAGCUAUGGGUCCCCAAAGUGAUUAUUUGCUCCAGAACACUCGCAUUUAAACUCUUAUCAUCAGACAAUCCUUGUUCUGAAAACUCGAGAGCAGAAAAAGUUUAUAUAUAUAUAUAUAUAUAUUCAUAUAUAUUCAUAUAUAUAUAUGAAUAUAUAUAUGUUCAGUACUGGGAGUUCUCCCAGUAUGUAUGCAUGACAAGCUGGGACACCCAAGAACAGUGUGGACCCGUCUGAUCAUGUUGACAUCACAACCAUAGUGAGGCACUGCUCCACUUCAUCACAACGCCUGCGUGGACCCUCAGCCCCACAGGGCACCUGUGGGACCAUUGCAGGUGGGUGAAGGUCGACUGUGGACACACUUUCAUCCCAUCCAGACCAGCUAACAUGCCAAACACUGAUGCAGACAAGAAGCUACUGCACAAGCUGGGUUUCAUGCUGGGUGAGACCUUAGGAGAGGGUAGGUUCUCCAAGGUGAGGGCGGCCACCUCCACCAAAUAUACAGUUCCCCUAGCUAUCAAGAUGGUGAACAAGCGACGGGCCUCCCCAGAAUUUGUGCAGAAGUUUCUGCUCCGGGAGCUCUCCAUCCUGCAUGAGCUCGAUCAUCCCAACAUUGUGCUCAUCUUUGAGAUCUUUGAGCUGACCAACGGGAUGGUCUACAUCGUGAUGGAGUCAGCAGCCACCAACCUGCAGCAGUGGCUGCAGCAGCUGGGCAAGCUGCCCUGCGUCCCCGAUGCCCGGGACAUCUUUGUGCAGGUUGUGGGGGCCGUGCACUACCUCCAUGACCGGAACAUCAUACACCGUGACCUCAAGUGUGAGAACAUACUGCUCAGUGCUGAUGGCCGCCAGGCCAAGAUUGCUGACUUCAGCUUCAGUAAGGAGAUGAGCAGCUACCCAGAACUGAGCACCACCUUCUGUGGAACAGAAGCCUACAUGGCCCCGGAAAUGUGGCUGCAUUACCCCCAUGAUGCCAAGAAGUUGGACAUGUGGAGCCUGGGGGUGGUCCUUUUUGCCAUGGUGACUGGCUACUUGCCCUUCCACGGCUGCCUCUGCAACAUGAUCCGGCAUCAGGAGGAUGGGGUCCUGCACCUGAGGGGGGUGUCCCUGCUGCUGGAACCCUGCCAGGCCCUCAUCAUCCAGUUGCUGCAGUUCUUCCCAUCCUCCCGGCCCAGUGUGGAGCAGGUGGCCAGCAACAGCUGGCUGAAGGGAAAUAUCUAAGGGGGAAUCCUCCCCAGAGACUGUGUCGGGACAGUCACCUUUUGGUGCAAUAAAUGCUGCUGAGGAAAAGCUCUUGAGCAGUUUGAGUAGCAGGGUGUGGAUGGGAUUAAACUUCAAGUCCCGGCGAGACUUGGUCAAGAACUUGGUCAAACCCCUUCGCAAAGAAGAUGAAUAAACCUGCCAUUGGCUAGGCUUCAGGCUCUGGUAACUGUGUUGAGUGAGGGGUGAGAGCACACCACAGAGCUGAUGGACUAGAAGUGGCUGUCUGAACAAAUAGGGGGGGCAGGCCCAAGCUCUGAUCCAGCUUUGGUAGCCACCUACCUAUGCGGAGAUUUAGAUCACACAGGAAUACUCAAAAAGAAAAAGAAAAAAAAAAAGAAAAAGAAAAAAAAAAGGAAAAAAAAAAGAAAACCCUCACA